Messenger RNA from Triticum dicoccoides, 588 nucleotides. Its product is annotated as glycine-rich protein 23-like. The record is from RefSeq and is a predicted model, not a curated record. Lineage: Eukaryota; Viridiplantae; Streptophyta; Magnoliopsida; Poales; Poaceae. The transcript has a single exon. Bases 7 to 300 code for a protein of 97 amino acids.
GCUACGAUGGUGCGGGCGCUGGGUCUCGCUGCUGGCUCGGCGCACUACGCGCCCAGCAAUGUUGUGGGUCUAGCUUUGGGCUUUGUGGCUGCGCUUGCCAUCGUGGCCAUCGCCGUGUUUGGCUGCGCCGGCCACAAGAAGCGUCCCGCGGAUAAGAAGCGCAGACGUCGUCGCGGAGGCGGAGGCGACGGCGGCGGAGGAGGGGAUGACGGCGGCGGAUAUGGGGACGGUGGGGGCGGAGGUGACGGUGGUGGUGGUGGCGGCGGGGGAGGUGACGGCGGGGGCGGAGGAGGCUGCUAAGGAAAGUCGUCGUUCUUGAGGCAGAGAUAGAAACACAAUUGCAUUGUCCACCUUGAUAUAUACUAUUACUCCCUCUGUCUUAUUCUUAAAGACGGUUUUUUGACAGUAUCACAAUGUCAAAAAAGGGUCUUACCUUUUGAGACAGAGGGAUUACUUUUGUGUUGAUUUUUCAUGGUACUUGACUGGUCAGAUUAUUUUGUAAUUUCGGCCAUACCUAUGUAAGUGUGUUCUUGCAAUCUUUUGGCAGCAUUGGUUGAAUGCCGGCCUUAUAUUUUCAUGUUCUUCCUA